Messenger RNA from Gadus morhua (Atlantic cod), 2098 nucleotides. Its product is annotated as protein kinase C and casein kinase substrate in neurons protein 2. Gene Ontology annotation, molecular function: protein binding; phospholipid binding. Gene Ontology annotation, cellular component: plasma membrane; endosome; cytoplasm. NCBI's taxonomy places the organism in Eukaryota, Metazoa, Chordata, Actinopteri, Gadiformes, Gadidae. Gene Ontology annotation, biological process: plasma membrane tubulation; cytoskeleton organization; regulation of endocytosis. The record is from RefSeq and is a predicted model, not a curated record. Bases 215 to 1387 code for a protein of 390 amino acids. The transcript has 10 exons.
UCACACACACAGAGGGCCAGAGAAAGGGGAAGAGCAGGGGAGCGUUGGGGCUAGUGGAAAACUAGAAAGCCCUACUGAAAGGAGUGAGGAUAGGAGGGGAGAGGUGGCUAGGGGAGAGGCUCUGGGAAUAGGAAAACUGAGCAGGAAGGAGGGCGGAAAACUGUGGACUAAGGCGCUCCGGAGAACUGAACCCAGAGGAGUGGAAGGACGGAAGAUGUCAGCGAUUACGUCGGAGAAUGGCCUGGAAGACGCACACAGCAAAAGUUUCUGGGUGCCUGGGAACUACCAGCGUACGGUCAAGCGGACGGAGGACUCCUUCCAGGCGUGUAAUGACAUCGUGGCGUGCUUCCAGGAGAGGGCUCGUGUGGAGCGGCAGUACGCCCAGCAGCUCGCCGAGUGGAGCAACAAGUGGAAGCCCCUGGUGGAGACCAGCCCGCUCUACGGCUCCCUGCUGAAGGCGUGGAAGUGCUUCCUCUCCUCUGCGGACCGCCUGGCCUCCUACCACUCCUCCAUGUGCCGCUCGCUGGUGGCGGAGGACGGCGACCGCGUGCGCAGCUGGCAGAAGGAGAGCUUCCACAAGAAGUUCUUCGGAGGCUUCAAGGAGUCCCAGGACUUCGGCACCGGCUUCGCACGCGCUCAGAAGCCCUGGGCCAAGCGGCUUAAGAAGCUGGACAAGGCCCGCAGCGCGUACCACAAGGUGAGCCGGCGGGAGCAUCUGGUGCGGGAGCGGGAGGCGCACGCCGCCGGGAACCCCGACGUGGCCAUCGAGAAGCAGAAGAAGAUCCAGGAGGAGAGGGAGGCAGCCCAGCAGGUGGCCGACAAGGUGCGUGCGCGCUACGAGAAGGUCCUGGAGGAGGUGAGUCGCUACGCGCCGCGCUACAUGGAGGAGAUGGAGUGCAUCUUCGACCAAUCACAGGAGGAGGAGAGGAAGAGGAUCAGCUUCCUGAAGGAGGCCUUCCUCUCCAUCCACAAGCACCUCGACGUCACCACCAACCAGAGUGUGAAGGCUGUGUACAGCGAGCUCCACAACACCCUCAUGGCCAUCGACGACCAGGAGGACCUGAGGUGGUGGAAGAACACGUACGGACCGGGGAUGCCCACCGACUGGCCCCAGUUCCAGGAGUGGAAACAGGAGAAGAAAACUAAGAAGGAGAAAGUGAAGAAGGUGGUGGAGCAGAAAGCAGCCAUCGAGAAGAGUACGAUGAUCGGGGGGGUGAAGGUUCGAGCGCUGUACGACUACGAUGGCCAGGAGACUGAUGAGCUCACCUUUAAAUCAGGCGAGGAGUUCCUGAAGAUCGAGGACGAGGACGACCAGGGCUGGUGUCGGGGGGUCCUGGAGGGGGGUCGCGAGGGGCUGUACCCGGCCAACUACGUAGAGGCCGUCUAGGCCGUGUCACCGCCCGUCUCCAUGGCAACCCGUCCAGCAUCAGCAUCAGCGUCGACGUGAAACCGAUGGCGUACCCACGAGUGUGUUUGGAGUCUCAACCGUGUGCCAGAGGGGACAGAGACAGUUGUUUGUUGGUGGUGGUGUUUGGACGGUGGUGCUGGGAUGCUGGCGGUGUUGCGGGGGUGUUGCCAUGGACCACCUCAUCCUCAUCGGUGAAGCCAUCAGAGGUAAUGUAGCACUUAGCCAAAGAUCCGGGGUGUGACUAGAAGCUCAGCUCUGAGUCACACGCCCUCACCCCCAUCCGGGAAACCAGAAACUACCAGGACGUGUGAACCGAGAAAUAAGUUAAUAAAUCUUUUAAUAUAUAUAUCUACGGUAUAUACAGAAAUAUGUGUACGUAUAUAUUUUGUAUGCGUUCAUCACUCGUAUUCGAUUUAGGAACAGUGCAUUGAUGUACAUUGGGGCAGAAACAUGCUGGAUAUUGAAGGAACAAGAUGUUAUUAAGAGAGCUUUCAAUCAGUGCUGAAACCACUGCCCAGAUUAAAGGACAAAUCUGGUGUAAAAUGGAUUUGGGAUAUGUUUGGUAUGAUAACGAAUUGGAAUGUUUGUUUUGGAGCAAAAAAGCGCAAAACAUCUGAUUCUAUCAAAAUGCUGUUUUUAGCCGAUUCUAUCAAAACGCUAUUAACUUGGAACGAUAGGGGCAUGUGUUAU